CGAAGUUUGUUCGUAACCGUUUUGGAAGAACACCGAACGAAGGAGGGGCGAAGGGGGGAUGCGUUUAAUAGUACAGGUGGUCGUAUAAGCGGGAGUAAUCUCAGCAUCCAGCCAGUUAGUCAGUGUCCAUGAUAGUGAGUACAUACAUGUGAUAUUUCAACAUGAAUCGAAUGAUCGUUUUGUUACUUGGAGUAGUGGUCGCCGUCAGUGCAGAGCAAAAAACUGCACACGUCCAUCUGGUGCCCCACAACGCCGAGACGAAGAAUGUAACCGGAGAGUUGACUAUUACCCAAUCGGCAGACAACACUGUCGAAAUCACCGGCACGGUGUACGGUCUCACGGAAGGAUUGCAUGGUUUCCAUGUACACGAAAAAGCAGAUAUGAGAGAAGGUUGCAAUUCUACUGGCCCCCAUUUCAAUCCUACAAAUGCUACCCACGGUGCACCGGAUAGCGCAGUAAGACACGUUGGCGAUCUGGGAAACAUCCGGGCAAAUGCUCAAGGAGAAGCAAGCGUAAACAUUAAGGACACGGUCAUUUCACUCACCGGCGUAAAUAGUAUUCUGGGACGCGCGAUAGUUGUUCACUCCGGCGAAGAUGAUCUAGGAAGAGGUAACACUACACUUUCAGCGACCACCGGCAACGCAGGAGGUCGUUGGGCUUGUGGCGUUAUCGAAGCUAAAUAGAUUCUUAUAAGGUAUGGACGAAAGAUAAAGUAUAGCAUGACAGGGCAAUCGGAUUAUAAAAAUGUGGCAUAAUGGCUUUCAAACAGCUAAAAUCUUUGGUUUCGACUGUAAGAAUUUGUAAAUUAUGUCUCAAAACAGUGCUUUUUAAUUAGUA
Osmia lignaria (orchard mason bee) is the source of this 837-nucleotide messenger RNA. RefSeq lists its product as uncharacterized. Gene Ontology annotation, biological process: superoxide metabolic process. Gene Ontology annotation, molecular function: copper ion binding. NCBI's taxonomy places the organism in Eukaryota, Metazoa, Arthropoda, Insecta, Hymenoptera, Megachilidae. The record is from RefSeq and is a predicted model, not a curated record.